Messenger RNA from Nannizzia gypsea CBS 118893, 1782 nucleotides. RefSeq names its product dihydroxyacetone kinase. The record is from RefSeq and is a predicted model, not a curated record. Gene Ontology annotation, molecular function: glycerone kinase activity; ATP binding. Gene Ontology annotation, cellular component: cytosol. Bases 1 to 1782 code for a protein of 593 amino acids. Lineage: Eukaryota; Fungi; Ascomycota; Eurotiomycetes; Onygenales; Arthrodermataceae. The transcript is spliced from 4 exons. Gene Ontology annotation, biological process: glycerol catabolic process.
AUGCAGACUAAACAUUUCUUCUCGGACCCAACUCACCUGGUCAAUUCGGCCCUUCACUCACUCACUCUGACCAACCCUUCCCUUGCCUUCGAUAAGCAAAACAAAAUAGUAUACCGUCGACCAUGCAAGGAUACCGAGUCCAGGGUGUCCAUCAUAUCUGGUGGUGGUUCCGGACAUGAGCCUGCCUUUGCCGGCUUUGUGGGCAAGGGGAUGUUAACGGCAUCUGUGGCAGGCACCAUCUUUGCCUCUCCAUCCGCCGAGCAGGUCAGGAGGGCAUUGCUGCAACGAGUCAAUGGCUCCAAGGGUGUCCUUAUCAUUGUCAUGAACUAUACAGGUGACGUGAUGAAUUUUGGACUUGCUGCUGAAAAGGGCAAUGCGGCAGGAAUCAAGACAGAGUUCUUCGCUAUCAGUGAUGAUGCCGGCGUCGGACGUGAGAAGGGCGGAAAGGUUGGCCGGAGAGGAAUUGGUGGUGGUGUCAUGAUCUUGAAGAUUGUUGGAGCUCUCGCUGAAACUGGUGCAUCAUUGGAAGAGGUUUAUGCCACGGCUCAGCUUGCCAAUAGCAACAUUGUCUCUGUUGGCUCUUCCCUGGAACACGUCCAUGUUCCAGGUAGAGAUAUUCCAGACCCGAAUUCUGAUGACCUGGUACCCCACGGUGAGAUCGAGGUUGGGAUGGGUAUUCAUAAUGAGCCUGGCUCCCAUCGUAUGAAGGGAACUGCCGAAGAAAUGAUACAGACCAUGCUCAAGCAGAUGCUCGACCAAAAUGACAAGGAGCGGGCCUUCCUCAAAUACAGCUCCUCGGACCGUUUUGCCCUUCUCAUCAACAACCUAGGAGGUAUAAGCACUCUAGAACUGUCUGCCCUUACCGCCGAGGUAGUCCUACAGUUAGAAAGGGAUUACAAGAUCAAGCCCAUCAGGACAAUCCAGGGCACGUUCUUAACCAGUCUUAACGGGAUGGGCUUUAGCAUUUCCGUACUCCGCCUUGCAGACACUGGGUUAGGAGCAGGAAAAUCACUCCUCGAGCUACUAGAUGCUCCCUCAGAGGCAGUCGGCUGGGCUGCUCCGAUCCGGACUUCCACUUGGGACAACCAGACAGCCGCCUCCUUCGAGACAGCUAGCAGCCCUCGUACCGUCGAACAGCCCUCAAACCUCAAUGUUGAUCCUGCCGUUCUCAAAAAGGCCCUUUCCUCGGGACUUGACCGAGUCAUCAAAGCCGAACCCCUCGUCACCCGAUACGACACCAUAGUCGGUGACGGUGACUGUGGAAUUGGGCUCCAGCGCGGCGCAGAAGCCAUACUCAAAGAAAUCAACGAUACUUCCACACCCCUCAAUUCUGACGUCCUAACCACCCUCCACCGCAUUAUAGACGUUGUCGAAAACACCAUGGACGGCACCAGCGGCGCCAUCUACGCAAUUUUCCUUAACGCUCUCGCUCAUGGUCUCCGUGCACAAGACACAUCCACCCCGGCAAACGUAACGUCCAAGAUAUGGGCCAAUGCACUCCAACACUCCCUCAAAGCCUUGGCCAAGUACACACCUGCUCAACCUGGCGACCGAACGCUUAUGGAUGCAUUGUCGCCUUUUAUUAAAACCUUGGUUGAAACAGAGGAUAUUCGGAAGGCAGCUGAGGCAGCGAGCCAAGGCACUGAAGCUACCAAGAAGAUGAAAGCCAGCCUUGGAAGGGCUGUGUAUGUUGGUGGUGAGGACGAGUGGGUUGGCAAGGUGCCGGACCCUGGCGCGUAUGGCCUCAACGAGUUCCUAAAUGGUGUAGCUGAGGGUAUGUGA